Messenger RNA from Wyeomyia smithii (pitcher-plant mosquito), 3120 nucleotides. RefSeq names its product protein PAT1 homolog 1-like. Gene Ontology annotation, biological process: P-body assembly; deadenylation-dependent decapping of nuclear-transcribed mRNA. Lineage: Eukaryota; Metazoa; Arthropoda; Insecta; Diptera; Culicidae. The transcript is spliced from 3 exons. The record is from RefSeq and is a predicted model, not a curated record. The coding region runs from base 350 to 2584 and encodes 744 amino acids. Gene Ontology annotation, cellular component: P-body. Gene Ontology annotation, molecular function: RNA binding.
UCAACCGCCUUUCUGUUUCUGUCACGUUCGAGGGGGAUAAGAAAACGUCAAAUGAACGUUCAUUCGCACGUUCAUUACUCCAUCUCAUCAUCAGUUGUUUAUUCACGAUUCUCCAGGGAAUUCCUUUUUACACCACGAAUAUCGGUCGGAAGCUGCUGUCCGCUUCCAAAAAUCGGCAAUCAAAGUGCCAAAAGGUUCCAAUCCAGCACUAUUGCAACCGCGGCUGCUGUCAUUUUCAUCGUGUGUAUCGCUUCAAAAUAGGUAAACAAAGCGAUUGUUGGUUUGCGGGUACGGAAUACUGUGCUGAUCAUUAUCAGAUUCGCCAUCUGCAUCGGUAUAAGUUAUCGCCAUGACGGAUUCAUUUUUCGGGUUUGACACCUCGCUUCCGGUGGAAGACGAUGGCGGCGGAGGAAUCGGCGGUGGUGGACCGGAAGAUUCCGAAGAGGAGUACGAUGCCCUGAACGACGAAACUUUCGGACAGGCGAAAGAAGGCGACUGGGAGGAGCUGCACGAAGAUUUGGUGCGGCUAGAUCAGCGCGAGGGAGGCGAUGGAGAUUCCGGGCCAGAUUCCGAUCUGGAUAUGAAUUUCUCCAGUGUAAGAAUAGACAAUUUGGAAAUGAACGACGACAACGAGUCGGAAGCGAGACUGCAGCUGGAUCCGAGUGUUUGGACUAUGCCUAGCAAGCCGGAAACACCAAAACCGUCAGUGAUUAUGCGACCGACCGCUGUGCAAUCGAAAGCCGGUCCUGGGAACGCUUUCAAUAAUUUUCCAAUAGCCAAUUCCAAUCAGAUGCGUAUAUGUUCGGUGGAAGAGAUAGAGCAGAGUAUGAAACAACAAGCUCAACUUAGGCUUCCGCCUCCGAACGGUCCACGCCAGGACCCUGGUCUGCAGCAGCCGUUCCUGCAAAACAUGGGCUUGCCGCGUCCUCCGCCUGGAUUUGGUGUUCCACCGAUGAUGGGCCAACCCCCGCUGACAAUUCCGGUUAAUUUUCCUCCACCAAUGAACAUCGCUCCGCCACCGCUUCAUCUGCUUCAAACUAAUGUUCCCCCGCCUGGAAGUGGCAUGCAGCCUCCUAUGUUUCCUCUUAACGUGCCUCCUCCAAACUAUCAGGAGCAGCAAAAUCACGCCAAUUUCAACCAACGUCUGGUGCAGGAGAUUCAGCAGAACCAUCCACUGCUGAGUCAACAUCGGCAACAUCACCAGCUGCAUCAGAAUCAGCAGAAUCGCUAUCAGCACAACAACCGGCAGAACCAUCACUACCAGCAUGGUUUACAGCAGCAGCAUAACCGGCACCAUAAUAGUAAAAUAAAUCGUUCCGGUGAAUACGAUGAGUACGCCAAUAUGAUGAGCGAGCGGGACAAGCAAUGGUUGCUGGGAAUUCAAUUGUCACAGCUAAACAAGGACACUCCGUAUUACAAUGACUAUUAUUUCUGUGUAUUCCGUGAACGUAAAGAACGACAAAAAAGUGAAAAUGAGCGGGAAAGCAAAGCGCACAAGGACAAUACUUUUUAUCAUCCAUUGACACAGCAAAUGCUCCAGCGGAACGGAUUAAUUGGCCGUGAGCGUAGAAAUUCCGAGAAAAGUCAGGAUAUAAAGGAGGUUCCGGCGAGGAACUAUACACCGUUACAGUUUGAAAAUUCACUCGGAAAGCUACAGUGCGGAAGUGUAACCGCACCCCGUAAAAUUAUUGACCAAGAUGUAGUUGCCGAAACAAGUACCAGCAGCGGUGCCGUUAUCAACUCCGAAGUUCUAUCUCAGAGAAAAUCGCGUCAAAUUCUGUUGCAUGUGGAGAGUUUGUACAAGAUUUUGCUGAAGAUGGAAGAUUUGGGUAACCCGAUGGCAAUCGAGGCGAAGCAGUUGCUGAAAGAGAAAAGAGAACGUGAACGGCAACUGGCACUUGAACGCGGUCAACAGGUUGACGAACAAAACAAUCUAACAGCUAAUGGAAUUGAUACUGAUCACGAGGACACUUUUGAAUCUUUACUAGAGAAACUUAUUGCAGGUCUUACACCGGAAGGUGUAUUGCAAGUUCUUUCGGUUCGAAAGGGAAAGCUUCUACUGAAACGUAUCCAAGUGGUACUGAAAGAUCAUUCAUUCCGUUGGAACCUCUGGUGCACAAUUCUUAACUCGCUUGCGAUGCUUCUCAACCGAGAACGCGACGACCCGGAAGAGCUGCUAACUCCGCUGUUUGUUCAACUGGAAAGUCACGUUAAAUACUCAACCGUUAACGAGUUGCUACCGCUGCUGGACACUUUCCUCAAUUCGGACAAACUUCUUUCGUUGAUUCCCAAGUGUAAAUUUCUCCUGACAACCGUUCUAACCUUCAUCGACCGAAUGGAGAAUUAUUAUUCCACGGAGGAAUCUGCCGGGCUUGCAUCGGAGGUAACCGAACGGUGGAAGGCCUUUCUGAAGGAGUUAUCGAAAGCCGUGUCCAGCGUCGGUGUAGGACCACAGAAAGUCCUGCUGAAGCUGGAUUCUGACUGUAAAAUUGUACAUACACUUAAGAUUCACUUCCAGCGGCAUUCGCAUCUGGACCUGGAGCUAAAACUACUGGCACUGGUUUCCAUCGAAGACAAAAAGUAAAUGCCGUAGAGUUUACCGAAGGUAUGAACCUAUUUGAUUAAUGUUUCCCCUUUUUAUAUUCUUUUUAUAUUUGUGUAAAAUUUUUCAAUGUUUUCUCGUUACUUACUGCGUCGCAGGCAAACAGUGUUGAAAACGAUGAAAACCAGUAGACUUUUUAGAAUUGAAAAUAGUGACUUUCAAAGUUUAGGUAGAAAAUGACAAUUGAUUAUGUACCCCCUAAUCCUGAAUUAUGUUUUAUUUUUGCUCCUCUGUCGUGCGCAGUUGACAGCUGUUUAAAUUCGAGUGUAAAUUGUUAAAGACAUACUGAAAUAUUGACGCUUGUUGCUGAUAAUUAUGGAUGUGAUCGAAAACAGAAAAGUUAGAAAUUCAAUUAAACAUUAUAUAUAUUUUUACGCGGCUGGUGCGCCGCCAUCGUGACACUUCUAGGUUUUUUCCCAUGCAAACAUAACCAGAAACGAGUUAAUUUUAUCCCUAACAAACCAACUUUAACCAUUAAGCAUAUCCAAUAUCUAUUAUUAAAAUUGAAAAAUUAAAAA